GGGUUGGGCCGGCCGUCUACAACGCGUGACCUGCCCGAUGUUGCGGGGAUGAACGAGUCCGCGCAUAUACCACUGUGUACAAUUCGACGAAAGGGCUCUGACAUGUGACCGGGUCGGAGUUUACAUCGUCCCGGGGUGCGUCCCUCCGUCCGUCUGUCGGGCAAGUUCCUGUGUGAGAACUUCCGUGGUUAACCACGUGACGAUCUUGCGUAGCCGAAUGUCGCGGAGUGAAGUGAUGCAUGGCUAGAUAAGAGUCUCGCCCGACUUAGAGAACCGGGCGGUAUGGGUUUGCCACGUUUCUCCCUGAAAAGAUACUUUUUCUACGUGCUAUGUCUAACGGGCACGCUGCUCGUCCUGUUAAAUCUCCUGCAGGACGAGAUAUGGCACAGUAUGCGGCCGCAUCCCGGCCAGCCGCAGUCCGUUCGAGCUGUCGGAGACGGACCGAAGAUGAAACCCGAUUGGCCUUUGAAAUCGAAGAAGCCGACGAUGCGAGUAUUACGCACUCGGGAGCGAGUGAGGAAAAGACUUUCGUCCGAGGCAUUGAAUACAAAUGGAACCGCGAGCUUGGGCGAAAAUUCGAUAGAUUUGGAUCCAUCGCGAAGACCUUGGUACAUGAAAGGAGGUACCAGAAGACCAUAUCCAGCGAUAAGAACUCGCAGUACUGGCCGAAGAUUGGCUCAAUUGUGGCCGGAGGAAGAUGCUUACGAUGAUCGUGUGACUAAUCAGCUAAUGUUUGUGCCACCAAAUUACAACAGAACAGGUGAGCAUCCAUUGAAAAAGAUAAUGAUUCCUCAUGGGAUGGCCGAGGCCAAAGUCGGUCCUGACAUAUUCUUCCAACAACGCUGCCCCGUGAAUUCUUGCACGAUCGUCCGUGACAAUCCGGACGAUGCCGAUCUCAUUCUAUUUAAGGAUUACGUCACACACGUGGGACGAAGGUCUUACAAUCAGGUGUGGAUGCUGUAUUUUUUAGAAUGUCCUUAUCACACGCAAAGCGUAAAAAACGCCCUUAUCAAUUGGACCGCCACAUAUCGGCGUGACAGUGACAUAGUGGCACCUUACGAGAGGUGGCAAUAUUAUGAUUCCAGUGUCACACAGAUUCCACAAACGUUUAAUUAUGCAGCAAACAAAACGAAGAAAGUCGCUUGGUUCGUUUCCAACUGCCAUCCCCGAAAUCAACGUAUGCAUUAUGCCAGGGAACUCUCGAAAUACAUCCAAGUAGACAUUUACGGUGCUUGCGGCAGCCUGCGCUGUCCACGGUCGCAAUCGCAAACGUGCUUCGACAUGCUCGACGAAGACUACAAGUUCUAUCUCGCGUUCGAGAAUUCCAACUGCAAAGACUACAUCACGGAGAAGUUCUUCGUUAACGGACUUGGGCACAACGUCCUACCCAUCGUGAUGGGCGCCCAUCCGACGGAUUACGCACGCAGCGCGCCAUACCGCUCUUACAUCCACGUAGACGAGUUCGAGUCGCCGAAGGAGCUUGCCGAGUAUCUGCAUCGGCUGGACCGCGACGACAACCUGUACAACUCGUACUUCCGUUGGAAAGGCACCGGCGAGUUCAUCAACACGUACUUUUGGUGCCGGGUGUGCGCCAUGCUGCACGACGACCGUCCGCCAAAGUAUUACAAGGACGUGAACGAGUGGUGGCGAGGGGACGGCGUGUGCACGACUAACUCGUGGCGGGAACACGACCUCUCGCAGAAUACCUGAGGAGGCGAAAUCGCCCCGGGAAUGAACGUUUAAAGGGCUCUUCCGGCGGCCACGGGGAGUUCCGUGCAUGCGUGCGUCCGCCCACGACACACGUUGCUCAAUUUCUACAAACGAUUCCGAUUCUUCCAAAAAGAACAGAAUAUUGCCUGAGUCUAACGGAGAGGCAACCGGAAGCUUCAGAGAACGUGCAUUGUGCAUUCGCGUCUAUAAGUGAGUUGCUCGAGGUGGAUCGCGGUCACACAGAGAUGCUGGACCGAUUUGCUGAAAGUUCCGAAACGAGAUCCCAAAAGACGAGGAGACACGAAGACCUCGCACGACCUCGUUUCGCGGACACUCGAGCCACUCUGAGGAAAGUAUUAAUGAGAUCCUCGUCUUAGCGAAGUUGCCACGCGAUUUUUCAUCACUCGACUACUUUUAAAGGCUCUGCUCGAAAAGCUACGAUGCGAACACGAUACGAGAUGUUACGCAAGUGAAACGGAAAGUGGCUUUCGUUCGGCGAUCGAGAUGCGGAUAAACGGUAGAGAGAAAUCUUUCAAGGUCUAAAUGAGAAUGUUUGUUCACGAGGAGGAAUUUUUUCAAGGAGGGCAAUCUGUGUGCCUAAUUGUCGAAUCUUCCAAAACCAUGUUUCUAUGCACUUCUUUUUCGGAUGAUAAAGGCAAAGAAUCGAGGCGAGUGAUGAUUUUAUGAGAAUAGCCAUGAUAGAUCCCCUGCUCUCUGAAUCAGAAUCAGUGUAUCAUUCACUGACAGUGAAGGUUUCAAUUUUAGUGCUGUAUUUAUAAUUGCAUCAGUGGUGGUGCGUGGCUCUACGUGAAAACGGUCAAUUCGUAAAUAAUGAAUCUUGGAUUCAAUUUCGAUAUCAUUAUCCUAUAUAUUCUACAUAUAUUUUUCGAGGUUACGUCAAAGUCUGGAGACUGUAUCGGGCCUAAGGGAUUAGAGCUGUAUUAAGGCCCAAGAAACUGAAACUGUGUAAGUCUGUGUAAGAAUUUAAGGCUGUCAAGCCUAAAAGAAACCUAGGGUCCAGGGCUUCUAUUAAGACUUGGAUGAAGCAUAAAAAAUUUAGCGAAAAAUUUAAAGAAAUUCUUUACAUCUAGAUGACGUCUUACGAACUCUGAUAUAGUUCCAUCCAUUACCAUUGCUACUAUUAUAACUAUAUCAAUAAUAUAUAUUUUCUCUUUCUGAUGAUAUAUUGAUUCCGAUCAGUGUAAGUAUCCUCCCUUCUUCCUCUUAAUCGGAAACACUAAAAGACGAUAACUGAUGAUUACAAUUAUAAGUACAGCAUUGCAAAUCAGUAAGAUUUCAUUAAAUUAGAUUUAAAGAGUGAGAGGUCAUUUUACUUAUUAUCAUGGCAGAAAUCAUUCGAAGAUAAAAUUUUGCGAUGUACAUAAAAAAUUUAGGAAAAAGGUGGAGUAGACUAUUUUACGACGAAGGACGCAAAAUAAUACAAUACGUAUCGUGAGACUAAAGUGCAAUAUGCGUUUGUUCCAAAGGACUUUAUUCUUAAUGCGCAUUUAGUGCUAAACUGCGUGAUCCUCUAAAAAGAUGCACAUGAAACGCAACGAAAUGAAGAAUUCAUUACGUUUGUUAUUAAAUGUGCGCUGAAAAUAUACGGAUUAGCAUGUGUGCAUGGAAUAACUCAGAAAAUCAACGGAUGAUCUUCCAACUACAUGUACUAAAGAACUAAUUACGAAAAA
Molecule: messenger RNA, 3401 nt
Organism: Monomorium pharaonis (pharaoh ant)
Lineage: Eukaryota; Metazoa; Arthropoda; Insecta; Hymenoptera; Formicidae
Gene: FucTA
Product: glycoprotein 3-alpha-L-fucosyltransferase A
Exons: 8
Coding region: 283-1710 (475 amino acids)
Cellular component (GO): membrane
Molecular function (GO): alpha-(1->3)-fucosyltransferase activity
Source: RefSeq, a predicted model, not a curated record